Molecule: messenger RNA, 3213 nt
Organism: Pyricularia oryzae 70-15
Lineage: Eukaryota; Fungi; Ascomycota; Sordariomycetes; Magnaporthales; Pyriculariaceae
Product: C6 transcription factor RegA
Exons: 2
Coding region: 132-3047 (971 amino acids)
Biological process (GO): regulation of DNA-templated transcription; DNA-templated transcription
Molecular function (GO): zinc ion binding; DNA-binding transcription factor activity, RNA polymerase II-specific; DNA binding
Source: RefSeq, a predicted model, not a curated record
CGAAGCGUGGGUGGUUUGCGCUCCCAAGUUCUCCUAUCUUCCUUCGCCCUCCACAUAGCCUCUUAUCAAAUCAAACAACCGAGCCGUUACACACGUUGUUCGUUAGGCGCCAACCGAAACGCAGAAACAGAAUGGCACCACCGCAGCCUGCCGAGGCCUCUAGUGCGGCUCCGUCGAACAUAUUCCAAUGUGGCAUCUGUGCCCGAAGCUAUUCCCGGGCGGACCACCUGACCCGCCACAUCCGCUCACACACCCAACACAAACCCUACACUUGUCAGCACUGCGGUAAGUCGUUUGGACGCAUCGAUUUGCUUCGCAGGCACGUGGCCGCCCAUAACCCGGAAAAUGCCUCGGGCAAAGGUGGCCGUGGCGGACGCAUUGCCCGGGGCCAGCACCUGGAGAGGAGAGUCUCGCAGGCAUGUCGAAACUGCUCGCAGAAUCAUUUGAGGUGCUCGGAUAGCAAACCAUGCAGCCGCUGCGUCAAGGAUAGUCUCGAAUGCGUGUGGCCGCAGCAGCAUAAUCAGCCGAAACACCAAUUACCAUUGGAGCAAAACAACUUGCAGGCCGAAGACGGGAAUGAAGACGGAGAAGGGGAUUUGCAAGAGGAUGAAGAUGUAGAAUCAUCCACUGCCGAUCCCGAUGCUGGACGCGGCUCGCUUAUGGCAAAUGUGCCCCCAACAGACGACACUAGCUCCGGCUCGGUGAAUCCGGCUGCCCCACAUUUGAUGACAAUGGACUCGGGCUUCUCCAGACCUCCGGCACCCGACUCCAUAUCGGCGAUUGAUGUCGGCUACUCAAGGCCGCCGCCUCAUAACUCAAUGACUUCGUUAUUGCCGCAAGGCAUACCUAACAAUAUGGAACCGAUGCCGCACAUCGCCGUUCCCCCUCCUGAAGGCGGACUAGACGCCUUUCAGGUAUUCGGCCACCAUCAUCAUGAUUCCAUAAUGACCGAUUUCCCGCACUCACCACGCCGCCUGCCAGCAUACGCUUUUCUUGAUGCCGACUUUGACCUUAACGAAGUCGAUCUCGGGUUUCUCGAAUCUUAUAAUACCAACAUUCCUUUCAAUCUCUACUUCCAAGAGAGCCCCAACACCAUCACCAGCCCGGCAACAACUAGACAGGAGACAGUGAGCUCCAUAUCGGGCAUCGCCGUCAACGAGUCUUCUGCUCCCGCGGCGGUGGCAAGUCAGACUCGACGAUCAAGGUGGCGUUUUGUGCCCAACAAGAAUGACCGUGGCGGCAACGAGGAACAAAACCUUUCCCUACCUACCGAAGAUCUGGGAACUUCGCCCGAGUCUCGAAUCCACUUCCAACAAGGACUAGGCACAGCUGAGCCGUUGCGAACGAGUACAAGGGACAAGCUGUUAUGCAUGAUUGUGGAGAACUGCCGUCCCGACAACCGGAUCAAGGCAGUGUCGUCGUUCCCGUCAACGGAGCUCCUCAACGUUCUCAUUCAGUUCUAUCUGACAUCAACAAUAUCGCAGCCAGAGUCUUUUAUACACCUGGCUUCAUUCAGUCCUAAUACCGCGCGGCCCGAGCUGGUGGCAGGGAUAAUAGCUCAUGGUGCCGUCAUGACGCUCGACCCAACAUUGGUCAAACUGGGCUUCGCAAUCCAAGAGUGCGUGAGGGUGGCCAUUCCAAGAAGGUGGGAAGCCGACAACCGCGCAACCCGCGACCUCGAACUUGCCCAGGCAUUCUUGAUCAACCUCCGAAUUAGCCUAUGGUCCGGCGACUCACGGAAGAUGGAGAUUGCCGAAUCGUUCCUGCAGCCGCUUCUUACCAUUCUGCGUCGGGCCGGAAACCUCCAACGGUCCCGCUACCCACCCUUGAACCUCCAGCUCCUCCAAACGACGGAAAACUUGGAUGAGGAGUGGAGAAGCUGGGUGGAGCUGGAAUCCUGGAAGCGGCUCGUCUUUCAAUUAUGGCUUCAUGACGCCGACAACAGCAUCGCACUACUUGUUCAGCCGCUGUUGUCGUAUGCCGAGUUCCACGCCCCGCUGCCUGACCACCCGAGUACGUGGCGCGCUGGCGGACCUGAGGAGUGGCGGCGAGCUCAACUGCAUCAGCUCGAGAGCAGUGACCCAAUCGCUCGCAGCGAGCAGUCACAUCAUUUCGUAGUAAAGCCAAGCAUAGUGGACUAUCUGGCCGACUUCAACACCGUCGACUCGAUCGUCUCUAUACGCGCGUCUGUUGACCAGCGUCUCGCCAAGCUCUCCUUCCUGGCCGGCGUUUGGCGGCUCAGCUGGGAGUAUAACCAACUGAAGGCUUUACAGCGGCCGACCUUCAACGCUAUCAACCACUCCAUGCCCCCAGGCGGCCAGACGCACCUGCGAACAAGCUUUUUCAUGACGUCCCGCUACGACGAGCUUCACAGCAUGCUGGACCGCUUCGCCCUCGGCCAGGACCAGCACUCCACGCCCGAGGUCACCCUCCGGCUCGAAGUCGUCCGCCUAAGCCUGGACGUGCCGCUGGCGGACGUGCAGUUCUUUGCGGGCCUCGACGGGCCCGAGGAGGCGCGCCGCGUGCAUCCGGCCCUGCGGAUGUGGGUAUGCACCCCUUCUGCCCGGCGGGCGGUCGCACACGCCGGUCAAGUCGUCCGGGCGACGAGGCGCGUCAGCAAGACCGACAUGUCUGGGCUGGCCGCGACGGCGCUGUACCACUCGGCGCAGGUUCUGCUGGUCUACGGGGCGCUGCUGCGCGAGGCCGGUGUCGAUACGCCCAGGGAUGCGACUGCGGUGUUUCUGGACGGCGAGGACCGCGACGCGAUUGAGCGGUUUGUGCACCUCGAUCGUGGGUCCCCGGCCGUGCGCCUGUAUGGCGGUCGUGCUUGUGCUCAACAGCCGUCGUCGAAUUAUGCAGAUGGGGUCCAGGAGAAGCAAGCCCAGCAGCAACAGACCAUGACUGCCCUCUUGUCCGACUCGCCGAUGGUCUUGAAGGCCGUGUCCCAGGUUCUCAGGUCCAAGUAUGAAGAUGGGCGAAGGCCUAUUCUAAUCGACAGCAUCAUCCAACUCUUGACAGAUCUUGGAGGCGACGGGUCUGGGGUGUAAAAUUGCAGCCUUGGGGCGUGCAUCAAGUAUUAAUGAUUGUAAGAUUUCUGUGUCCUUUUUUGGCUGAUCAGAGUGUGUCUGUGAGUGUGUGUGUGUAUAGCAGCUUCUGUAACCAUAUAACAUUUGUAUAGUACAGACCCCCACGGUCCUUCACGAUAAAUCCGUC